AGACAACGGAAAAUGCGGAUAGACACUCAGAUCAUGUGGCUAAUAAUUGUGUUAUCCUCGCUCCCGGCAUCCACUACUGGCAAUCACUAUCGAACCCGCCGAAAGCCAAUGCAGACGGAGGACUCGGACCUGAUGAGGAGUAUCGCUGGUGGGCUCGGUGGCGGUGGUGCUGGUGAUGAAGAUGUGUGCGACAUGUCAGGAGAGGAUAGCACCUCGCCGGGAAAGAAGUUAACGCGAAACCAUACUAAUGCCAAACAGCGAUCCUCCGGAAUCGCCGUCCAGGCGGCCAACGAGGCUAAAAAGGCUAACGAUGAUAUGAAAAACGCCGUUAAGGAGGCCGCUGAUAAAAUCAAAAGCGAGUACGCAGACAAGGCAAACGCUGCGGCCAAAGCUGCCGAGGCAGUGCUGUUCGGAAAGAGUCAGGUGCUGGAGCAAUUGGAAGCGGAGGUCAGGGAGGCCGAAAUGGUGGUGCAGGAGGAAAACCAGGAGCUGAUCACCGCCGAGGCGAAUGCACAGCUCGCCAUCAAGACUCACCAAUUGGUCCAGCAGGAGCUCAAGACGCUGACCUUAAGCCUCAAGUUGGCCAAGGACAUCAAGGAUGCCUCAGAACAAGUGUACAUAGUGUGGCAACAAUCGCUCGCCGACAAGACGGCACUAUUAGAGGCUGCCCAGCGGCGUGUUAAUGUGCUAAUGCGGCAACUCUGCGAAGCUCGAUUGGACUACGAUAAGACCAAGAAGGCGGCACAAAGUGCCGCCAAAGCGGCCCAAGACGCCAAACAGCGUAUAGAGCAAUCGGAUUGUGAAAGCAGUUCUCGUGGCAGAAGGGGGCGACGAGCGUGGCUGGAGCACAAGGAGACCCAUUGAUAUACCAUAUAUUUCGCAUAUUACAAGAAAACACGAAUAAAUCGAAAUUUGAAUUUUAA
Drosophila sechellia is the source of this 923-nucleotide messenger RNA. RefSeq lists its product as uncharacterized. The record is from RefSeq and is a predicted model, not a curated record. The transcript has a single exon. NCBI's taxonomy places the organism in Eukaryota, Metazoa, Arthropoda, Insecta, Diptera, Drosophilidae. Bases 13 to 864 code for a protein of 283 amino acids.